This is a messenger RNA of Sordaria macrospora k-hell, 489 nucleotides long. Lineage: Eukaryota; Fungi; Ascomycota; Sordariomycetes; Sordariales; Sordariaceae. The record is from RefSeq and is a predicted model, not a curated record.
AUGCCCCAAUCACAACCUCAACACCAAUACUCAGAAAAGCCCGAAAAGGCUCCCUAUCCAGACUCAACAACACCACCAGAAUCGACAUUCUUUGAGUCCUCAACGGGAACCGUCGAGCCAGAGCCAGAAUUGGAUCCCAAAGCCGAAGCUCGUGCUGUUCGAAAAGCAGACAGCACAGUCCUCCCCCUCCUCUUCCUCGGCCUGCUAGUCUUCCAGCUGGACCGUAUGAAUAUCGCCUCAGCCCUAACCAACGGCUUCCACACUUCCAUCGGGGUAUCAACCAACACCAUCAACCUAGGAAACCAACUAAUGUUCAUCGGCAUCGUGUUGCUCGAAAUACCGUCCAACAUGUUACUCCAGCGCAUCGGACCGCGGAAAUGGAUUUCCGCCCAAGUAUUUCUUUUCGGUCUGGUAGCGAGCUUGCAACCGCUGAUUAGAGAUAAGAAAGGGUUUUUGUGGAAGGUCUCUUCACAAUCUCCGUCUCCAUAA